GUUUCUUGUUCCUCCAUCCAUUCCAUGUGAUGGUGCUUCUUGUGGCCCAGGACCUCAUGACAUGUCAUACGGUUGACAUUAACUCAGCCUUCACGAAUUCGUACAAAGUGUUCUAGGGCGUAUACCAAGGUUUAUCGAAACCGUACUCAUACAGAAAUUCAAACAUCCUCUACGUAUUCGAAAACGGUUUGUUCUCACCUUAAACCUACCCUCGCAAUAUUGUUUUGUUAUCCAGCGUGAUGAGUUUCACAUUAGUCAAGUCUCAUCCCUGUUAUUCUCAGAAAUGGAACAUACUAUUCAGAACUUACUAAUAAGCUCAGAUUUUAUUGGAAGAAAUCUUGAAAAAGGACGUCGUCCUACCUUUCACGAACUCAAAUAUCGUGUGUGAGAAGUGUGUUAAGACUGAAAUUUUAUCUUCUAAAUAAAUACACAUCCUUCUCCUUGGUCAUACUGACCAUUAUCAUAAAUAAACCUGCUUUUAUUUAUUAAUCGCACGUCACGCUUUAUGAGUAUUACUGAAUACUAAUCAGUCUAGUGGUUAUUUUUUAUCUCAGUGAUUGUGCGAGAUAUGUUUUGGGACUAAUGUAGUGUUUUAGAUUCACAACUAUGAAGAUCAGAUUGCGAACAGUGGUCAGAGAAAGUAAAGUGCCGUAUCUUGGAUAUUUUUUCUUCAAGCAUUACUUGAUAAAUUACAAACUAUGGUUUGUUGAAAUGUUUCGUUAAUACACUGUAUCGAUGACUAAUUCUUGCUCAAAAAUCUCAAGUUGUUCACAAUAACAAGGGGUUUUUCCUGACAACCUAUAUAAUUCAAGGAAAGAAGCGUUAUGUGAAGCAGAACUAUCCGUAUCAAGUAUUAAUUCAGUUAGGCAUUUCGUGGACAUAACAUUUAUCGGCUGAAAGCAUCCCCAAGCGUUCUAGACACAGUGAUUUCUUUAACAUAUUUUAUACUUCCUGUUCAAUAACUUCAUUAAUUUCUCAAAAGUAAUAGUGACUUUUAAUACUUGACUUUAAUUAUCCUCUGUAAAGACAGUGCAUCACAACAAGAGAUUCUUAGGCGAUUUAUUGAAGCACAUACAGUCAUUAAGUCUACAUCUGAAUGAGAAAGUGAAGAUAGAAUAGCCUUCCAAGAGUGCUGAUGGAUCAAUAAAAAGGAAUCUGUGGUGUUUGAAUGAACUAAUGAUUCCAUUGUACUUGUUGAAUGCUUGGUUUCGAAUUCCAAAUACAGUAAUUAGUUUGUGCUUAUCUAGUACUUCUUGAUCUGAUUACGUUAUUUCUGGGAUUCUUAGUUCAUGCUAUAAUUCAAAUACUCCUGAUUAUUACAUUGGCGUCUCGAUGAAGCCUGUGGUGAAGUUGUUGGAUAUACAUUCAGAUUUUGAUGCUUUUGAGGAUUACUUUGAAAGGUUCGAUGUUUGGGCUAUGAUCAAGACAGAUGAUGAGGAUGUUAAUAUUGUAGCACAUUUCCUCACAUUCAUCGGAAAAGAAGCAUAUAGCUUAUUAAAAACUCUGGCUAUACCGAAAAAGCCCAUUUCGCUUCCUUAUACAACUCUCAAGGAACUACUUCUAGACUAUGUCAAGUAUACAAAUUUCGAUUGCGGUAAUGGGAGGUUUCGUAAAAUGAUUCACAAGGAUAUAAAACAUUCCACUACAUCACGUCACCCAACCCAGUGCAUACUCAAGGUUACGUGGAAAAUUCAUUGAGGAGUUUGGAUGCAAUUCACGAAGAUGGCCACAAGUUUGGUCAAUGCUUGUGAUGUGGCAGUCAAUGUGAGAAAUAUGCUUUGAAUGAAGCCACAUU
This is a messenger RNA of Schistosoma haematobium, 1795 nucleotides long. RefSeq lists its product as uncharacterized. The transcript is spliced from 2 exons. The record is from RefSeq and is a predicted model, not a curated record. NCBI's taxonomy places the organism in Eukaryota, Metazoa, Platyhelminthes, Trematoda, Strigeidida, Schistosomatidae. Bases 1333 to 1698 code for a protein of 121 amino acids.